AUGGCUUGGGGACGCUCAGUUCCGAAGCCUCCCCCACCACCCCGCUCGCUGUUCAUGAAACUUCUCCCUCUUGUCAUUCUCAUCAUCGUCCUCGGAAUAUGCGCCUUUAUCGGGUAUCACAUCUACCUAUCGGUGCAGAAGAUCUCGAAUACAGCAUCCGAAAAAAUGCAAUCCAAGAACGUCGUGUUUACAAAGGACGGAAUGAAAGUUGGUGUUAAGCAGAUCAAGAAUGAGAACUACGUCGAUGCCACGCAGGGAUUCCUCGUUAAGGCCUGGAAUUUGAGCACUUGGCCUGCGUACAAAAGCCGGCUCUGGAACCAGCCUGAGCAACAGAAUAAUGAGAAGGCCCAGGCCAGGAAGCCCUAUACACGAUCCUCGUCCUCUUCCUCCAAGUCCUCCAAAUCCACCAUGUAG
Molecule: messenger RNA, 414 nt
Organism: Venustampulla echinocandica
Lineage: Eukaryota; Fungi; Ascomycota; Leotiomycetes; Helotiales; Pleuroascaceae
Exons: 3
Coding region: 1-414 (137 amino acids)
Source: RefSeq, a predicted model, not a curated record